Coccomyxa subellipsoidea C-169 is the source of this 1422-nucleotide messenger RNA. RefSeq lists its product as hypothetical. Gene Ontology annotation, biological process: vesicle-mediated transport. Lineage: Eukaryota; Viridiplantae; Chlorophyta; Trebouxiophyceae; Coccomyxaceae. Gene Ontology annotation, cellular component: Mon1-Ccz1 complex; intracellular membrane-bounded organelle. The record is from RefSeq and is a predicted model, not a curated record. The coding region runs from base 1 to 1422 and encodes 473 amino acids. The transcript has 8 exons.
AUGACAGCACCAAAGAAAGAUCAGGAGCGCACGGUACCCCCUCUCCAGCUAUCCGUCUUUGACGUGCGUAGAGGGAGGACUGAGGGGCAGGAAGCGGACAGGGUCCUUGGCUUUUAUCCAGCCAGCGUGGACACAGAUGAGCAGGCCUCAGUUGUCGGCCUGGUGCAGGCUAUGAGCGCCUUCUCCUCAAUCUUUGACCAGGAGAGGCCAUGCGAGAGCAUGCAUGCAGAGCGCAGCGUAUGGAUCACCCACGAGUGCGAGCCCAGCCUGUGGAUGCUGCUGAUAGCGCAGAGAGCCUGGUUCUCCGGGCCGGUUCGAGAUAAGUCAUUGCGAGAGGUCCUCAAACAGCUGUACGCAGUGUGCACGCUUUUGCACGGCCCUCUGCAGUGCCUCCUGGAUCAGGAUUCGAGUGGGGAGAUGGCUCGAGGGGUGCUGGGGGGACUGCUGGAGCAGUGGGGGGAUCGCCUUGGCAGCAGAGGGACCCUCUACCAGGCGCUGCACAAUCCCCUCAGCGGCAGGGAGGGCGUGCCCUGGCUGCCGCUCUCCCGACCCCUCUUCACAGGAGUGCAGGCGCUGGUGAGCCGGCUGCUGGUGGCACAGGUGGGCGGGGCGGUGCCGGUGCAGGGGGCGGUGCUGAUGCACGAGCAGUGGUGCCUCUGGAGCAGCCUGGACCGCGCCGACACAGCUGCGCUCGUCCGCCUGGCGUCCCUGGCCCUGCUGCCGGCCGCGCACGCCGCCGAACAGCCGUCCCUGGGCAGCCGCAUCACCUCCACCCUGCGGUGGCAGGAGGCUGAUGGGGCAGAGCGGCAUGUGCUGGACCGCAAAGCAUGGCGCCUGGUGCCACCCGGCUUCCUGCUGCAGUCCGCGGCUGGGACAGAGAUUGGCGCUUCUGCAGAUCUCCCACAGAUAUGGCUGCAGGAGAGCGGGGAGCGGUGUGGGCUGCUGGGGUUGCGGGCUGGCGGCUGCUUGCUGCUAAUUUUGCUGGCCGAGCGCGUGGCGGCUGCCCCGGAGCUGCUUGCAGAGCUGGCGCACGCGGCGCUGCCGGCCCUGCAUGGCAUUGCGCAGGGCACAGCCGCUGAGCUGGCCGCCGCCAACCAAUGGCACAUCCCCAGCAUUAGGUAUGUGUACGUGGAUGACAUGCUGCUGGCUGUCAGAGCAUCGCCCGCCAGCAAGGCAGCCACGUUGUCAAGGGAAUCGCAAUUUCUGGUGCAUGCUGUGCGAGCGGAUCUGGACGAGGCUGCACUCAGAGGGGACAGAGAGGUGAUAGUAAGAGGAGCGCAUGACUGCUGGGUGGUGGCAAAGAGGGUAGCGUGCCGGAAAAUAGCAAUUGUGCUGGAAGGCCGUGGCCAAGAGAAUCUAACAGAUGCUGCAAAAUCCGCCGACAAGUAUUUCAAAUCCCACUUUGAGGGCUUGCUAGAGUAG